GAAGAUGAUAAAGAUCUUCUUACUCCAGAUAUACUUAUAGAAGAUUCGGCGUUGCCCAAGAUACAAAUUCUUCCUCCAACGCCGACCCAACAGCAAACCCCAUCAUCAGAGCCCGAGCUUGAUUUUACUGUUGAACCAGCUAAACCCGGAGAUUAUGACAAUGGAGAUGAUGACGAUGAAGAUGACGACGAUUUUGUGGAGCCAGAAAUACCCGAAGUCUUGCCAAAGCCCGAUAUCGAGGACGAGUUAGAUCUGCCGGAGUCAGAACCAGGGGCCAUUGUUCCGCAAAUAGUAGAUCAAGACAAACUUGACAUUCAAGAGAAGCUAAAGAAACAAAUCAAGCGGACGUCACGUGCCAACCAACCUAUUGAGUUUACUGAUUCCGCGUUUGGGUUCCCGCUCCCACCGCCAUCGCAUUCUACGUUGGUCAUGCUUGAUUAUCGAUUCCCCGUCCAUGUGGAACGAGCCAUUUACAGGUUGUCGCAUUUGAAAUUGGCCAACCCCAAACGAUCCCUUCGUGAACAGGUGUUGUUGUCGAAUUUCAUGUACGCCUACCUUAAUUUGGUGGAUCACACGCUACAUUUAGAACAACAUCAGCAGAAACUUGAAAAUGAAGGUGACUGUGACGAGGAAGAGGAUAUAAACUUUGAAAAUAAUAUUCUCGUAGAUGACGAUGAUAUGAUAGAUUUAGACACAAACGGAGGUUCUACUAUUACUGUAUAG
Spathaspora passalidarum NRRL Y-27907 is the source of this 723-nucleotide messenger RNA. It is a transcript of the gene ZDS1, whose product is annotated as Zds1p. The record is from RefSeq and is a predicted model, not a curated record. The annotation marks the transcript as partial. Lineage: Eukaryota; Fungi; Ascomycota; Pichiomycetes; Serinales; Debaryomycetaceae. Gene Ontology annotation, cellular component: cell septum; cytoplasm. The transcript has a single exon. Gene Ontology annotation, biological process: positive regulation of G2/M transition of mitotic cell cycle; establishment of cell polarity.